AAAUUCGUCAACUUACUGUCGAGUAUCUAAUUGUUUGUAUAUUAAAGAAGUAAAUAUAUAAUUAAAAAGUAAAUGAUGUAAGUAACCAAUAAGCGUCAUCCAAUUAUUAUUGCCGUUGAUUUUACGUUUACUUUUGUAGUUUCGGUAUUCGGUCGUACAUAAAUGGGAGAUAAAAUCAUUCGCACUCGCGCCAGCAGCGUGCGUUGACUUUUACGAACAGCGCAUGAUUUAUUACAUAGAGAAAUAUAUAAUACAUAUAAAAUAUAUUAACAGUAAUUAAUUAUUCUUAAUUACGAGACAAUUUUUUAAAGUAUUCACUAUAUUUUGUGUUGUGUAUGGAUUUAUUAUUAGGACUUUUAAAACACAAUAAUGUCUAAAGCAAACGAAGUAAGGGUAUCCCAAUGGUAUUUUGGGGGAUUGGCUUCAGCAGGUGCCGCAUGCAUAACUCAUCCUCUGGACCUACUCAAAGUACAAAUGCAAACACAACAGGGAAAAAAUAUUUCAAUGAUUAAACUCACUGGAGUUGUGAUAAAAAAUCAAGGUGUAUUGGGACUAUAUAAUGGGAUAUCAGCAUCUUUAUUAAGACAGCUCACAUAUUCAACGGCUAGAUUUGGUAUAUAUGAAAUGGCAAAACAGCAAUUUGCACCCAAGGAUGGAAGCGCUAUACCAUUUUAUAUGUCUGCAUUCUUGGCAGGCUUAGGUGGAUUUGCUGGAGGGUUUGUAGGGAACCCAGCUGAUUUAGUCAAUGUACGAAUGCAAAAUGAUGUUAAGUUACCUCCUGAACAAAGAAGAAACUACAAAAAUGCCCUACAUGGUCUUUGGCGAGUAGCUGCCAGUGAGGGUGUGGUCCGCUUGUGGGCUGGCGCCACGAUGACUUGCAGUCGGGCUGUGCUCAUGACUAUUGGUCAACUCUCCUUCUAUGAUCAAAUCAAGGCUAUACUGCUUAACAGCCCAUAUUUUGAAGAUAAUGUUAUUACACAUGUAACCUCAAGUUUACUAGCUGGCGCUAUAGCAACGACAUUAACACAACCUGUAGAUGUUCUGAAAACCAGAGCAAUGAAUGCCAAACCCGGUGAGGUAACAAGUAUGCUGCAACUCAUCAAAAGCACUGCUAAAGAAAAUCCUUUAGCAUUCUUUAAAGGUUACAUUCCAGCCUUUGCGAGGCUUGCACCCCACACAAUACUCACUUUUGUGUUUUUAGAACAACUAAGAAUUAAUUUUGGCAAAGUUAAAAAGGAACAGUAGCUACUUUUAACUGAAUAAGUAGUUACAAACCAACAUUACUUCAUUAGAUGUUUAUUUUUGUUAUAGAUAUACAUCCGAAUUUUAAGCAAUGUACUACAAGUACUAAGUGGGUAUUAUUAAUAUUGGUUGUUUCCUGGUCAUACCAUAUUUUGUAUUAUUUUUGCAGU
Molecule: messenger RNA, 1412 nt
Organism: Achroia grisella
Lineage: Eukaryota; Metazoa; Arthropoda; Insecta; Lepidoptera; Pyralidae
Gene: Dic1
Product: mitochondrial dicarboxylate carrier
Exons: 6
Coding region: 370-1245 (291 amino acids)
Biological process (GO): thiosulfate transport; succinate transmembrane transport; phosphate ion transmembrane transport
Molecular function (GO): sulfate transmembrane transporter activity; oxaloacetate transmembrane transporter activity; thiosulfate transmembrane transporter activity
Source: RefSeq, a predicted model, not a curated record